Molecule: messenger RNA, 805 nt
Organism: Syzygium oleosum
Lineage: Eukaryota; Viridiplantae; Streptophyta; Magnoliopsida; Myrtales; Myrtaceae
Exons: 5
Coding region: 69-557 (162 amino acids)
Cellular component (GO): membrane
Molecular function (GO): lipase activity
Source: RefSeq, a predicted model, not a curated record
GUCGACGGCGAGAUUCGGAGGCGCCGGCGAAGAAGCGCAGAGGAUUCUGGACGCGAACACGGACGGAGAUGACGCGAGGCGGCGAGCUCGCGGAGCCUUCAGGGAAGUCCGACUCGGGCAUCGACCGCUGCUUUGUUCGAGGAAUUGCACGAAAAUUUGCAUCAUCUGGUUAUGGUGUCUUUGCGAUGGAUUACCCUGGAUUUGGUCUCUCCAAAGGUCUUCAUGGUUACAAUUCAAGCUUUGACAGGCUAGUUGAUGCUGUUAUUGAGCAUUACUCAAUAGUUAGGGAAAACAAUCAAGGUCUACCGUGUUUCUUGCUCGGCCAGUCAAUGGGGGGGAGCAGUUCCUCUCGAGUUCGCAGGGGACAUGCUACACCUUGGCUGGUAAAGCAGAUACUGAUUGGUGUUGCCAAGAUUCUGCCAAAAGGGAUACGGCAGAGGUGGGAUUUAGAGACGCAAAGUAGAAAAAAAAUUGGCUCAAUACUACAUUCAGUGACUGUCAAUUGGGUGCUAAACAAUGGCAGUUUCUCUGAAUUCGGGCACCAUAUAAUGUUAUAGCAUACAAGGAUAAACCUUGACUUGCGGCUGCACUAGAACUUCUCAAAAUAACACAACAGAUAGAACAACAGCCGGAGAAGGUAUGAGGAUUAUUCCCUGGAAAAGCUCAUUUUCUCUUUUGUCCUCUCUGCUGCACGUCCGCAUGCUUUGCCAACAGAAGUAUGGUGAUAAUCUCAAUACACACUUUUUUACCCGUAUUCCAUGAUAAGUUUCCUCUCUUUGUAUAGAAUUUUUCUUCUCCAUUAGCC